Syngnathus acus (greater pipefish) is the source of this 2106-nucleotide messenger RNA. It is a transcript of the gene poglut1, whose product is annotated as protein O-glucosyltransferase 1. The transcript is spliced from 11 exons. Gene Ontology annotation, cellular component: endomembrane system. The record is from RefSeq and is a predicted model, not a curated record. Lineage: Eukaryota; Metazoa; Chordata; Actinopteri; Syngnathiformes; Syngnathidae. Bases 249 to 1409 code for a protein of 386 amino acids. Gene Ontology annotation, biological process: protein O-linked glycosylation; positive regulation of Notch signaling pathway. Gene Ontology annotation, molecular function: UDP-glucosyltransferase activity; UDP-xylosyltransferase activity.
UUCGUCCUUUCAGAGCUUUUUUUUGUGCUCUGAAACUAGUAUGUCUUUGGGGGGGAACAAUAAUUUAAUUCAAUCAAAUAAGAGGCUCCAUUUUCUGGGAAACACGUUUGAGCUCAUAGAUCUAACUUUACGGUAGGGAAGGUUUUGUCCUGCGCGUUACCGUAAUUCUUAUUCUCAGAGAAAAGUAGUCGAUUCCAGAUGAAUACACGCCUCUUCUAGUCUUAGACAAAGCUUUAAUAUUGAGGAAAAUGAAGCGGUGGUAUCUGUGGAUUUUUGUGUUUGUGCUGCAAGUGUGCAUUUUGUCCUUGCGCUGUGAAGCAGGCAAGCUGACAAUAAGGGACAUGAUAUCUAAGGCUCUUGGAGAAUAUACUCGGUGUAACUCUGCCAACUGUAGUUGCCAUCUACAGGUCUUGCAGCAAGACUUGGCUCCCUUUCGUGGAGGAAUUUCGGAGAAUGUCAUGUCUUUGACAGUCCAAAGAGGGGUGGGCACCCACUACCAGAUCAUUGGGCAUAAAUUGUACAGGGAACAUAACUGCAUGUUUCCAGCCAGGUGCAGUGGGGUUGAGCAUUUCAUAUUACAGGUGAUUGACAAGCUACCCGAUUUGGAGAUGGUGGUAAAUGUCAGGGAUUAUCCUCAAGUGCCCAACUGGGUGCAACCAACCUUGCCUAUUUUCUCCUUUAGUAAGACUUCAGACUACCAGGACAUCAUGUACCCAGCGUGGACGUUUUGGGAGGGCGGCCCUGCUGUGUGGCCCAUAUAUCCCACUGGGCUUGGAAGAUGGGAUCUAAUGAGGGAUGAUCUCAAAAAGUCUGAAGCUCAGUGGCCCUGGCAGAAGAAAGAGUCCAAAGGUUUCUUCAGAGGAUCUAGAACAAGUCCAGAGCGUGACCCGCUGAUCCUGCUUUCACGAGAGAUGCCAGAAUUAGUGGAUGCAGAAUACACAAAGAACCAGGCCUGGAAGUCUGACAAGGACACUCUCGGGAGACCACCAGCCAAAGAAAUCCCACUGGUUGAACACUGCAAGUACAAGUAUUUAUUCAACUUUCGAGGAGUGGCCGCCAGCUUUCGUUUCAAGCAUCUCUUUCUUUGCGGUUCGCUGGUGUUUCACGUGGGGGACGAAUGGCAAGAGUUUUUCUACCCGCAGCUCAAGCCCUGGGUGCACUACAUCCCGGUGAAGCAGGAUCUCUCUGAUGUCAGAGAAUUACUACAGUUUGUUAAAGACAAUGAUUCCGUCGCACAAGAAAUUGCCAUAAGAGGGAUGGAGUUCAUCUUGGAGCACCUGCAAAUGCACGAUGUUUCCUGCUACUGGGAGCGACUCCUCACAGAGUUCAGUCAGCUUCUUACCUAUCGACCCAAAAGACGCAACAACUACAGUCAGAUAAUGCACAAGCCUGGCAAGACAGAGCUAUGACGAAGACACCGGCUGUGUCCGAAUGUGCACUAUGUAAUGCGCUGUUAAGGGAUUGGGCCAUUUUGUAGGGGUGUCCGAAUGUCCAGGGAGCGUAGGGCACUCAAAGUGACCCCCAAUGCAUUUGGAAAAGUAGAGACAGUGCCAUAUAUAGUGCCGGACUAUCUCAUGAUUGAAGGGUUAGCGAACAAGGCCGGACAUGCAGGACCUGUCAAGCUGUGAUUGUAAACGGUACAAUUGUUCAAGCAAGUUUUAACAAAUGCAAUUUUUCUAUUAGAGUCUCCACCAAUGUUCUCAUUUCUUGGGGGAGCUAAAGCCCGCAUUAAAGGUGAAAUAAUAAGUUGAAUAUGUUGUAGUAUUCACAUUAUAGUAUUGUUUACUUGACCAAGCAGCUGUGGUGAUGUAUCUGGUCCAAGUAUAGAACAUUUCCUAGCUUUUUAAAUAGUAGAUAGGGUUUUUUUGUGGAGGACUUAAUACAUACUGGACCUGGCAUCCUUUAUUUUCUGUAUGUUAGCAUUUACUUGGUACAUAUUUGAAUUUGUUUGAUACUGUUUUUACUGCAUAAAUACUCAUGUUGUUUGCAGAUUGUUUUUUGUUUUACUACUGAUGGAAAGAAGAGAGGGUGGAUGGAGUAACAACAAUUUAGAGGAGCUUAACUGGAUGUGAUAUAAGAAAAAUAAAAAAAACAACUCUCUAAAAU